CAUCAUCAUCAUCCACUGCUACUAGUUACAGCCUGCCGGAUUACUGCGCCCUUACGCCGUUUUGAAAAUAACCCAGAUAUCGUGCUAUUAUCAACUCGAUUAAUAUUUUCUAUCCAUUCACCCAACGUUCUCAAGUGAUUUUAAUAGUGGUCUACUUCUUCCAUUCCUCUGGUUUCUCCAUAGUGUGAAAAUGUUUUACACUUGCGGCCCCAAUGAAGCAAUGGUGGUGUCGGGUUUCUGCCGCUCUCCACCAGUCAUGAUCUCUGGUGGGAGAGUGUUUGUUUUCCCAUGCAUUCAGCAGAUACAAAGGAUCUCUUUGAACACACUGACGCUGAAUGUAAAGAGUGAUAAAGUCUACACACGUCAUGGAGUGCCCGUCUCGGUCACUGGAAUCGCACAGAUGAAGAUUCAAGGGCAGAAUAAGCAGAUGUUGGCUGCAGCAUGUCAGAUGUUUCUGGGAAAGUCAGAGGGUGAGAUUGCCCACAUCGCCUUGGAAACACUGGAGGGUCACCAGAGAGCCAUCAUUGCUCACCUGACUGUGGAGGAGAUCUACAAAGACCGCAAGAAGUUCUCCGAGCAGGUGUUCAAGGUGGCUUCAUCCGACCUUGUCAACAUGGGCAUCAGCGUGGUCAGCUACACACUCAAAGACGUUCAUGAUGACCAGGAUUACCUGCACUCUUUGGGAAAGGCCCGUACGGCACAAGUGCAGAAGGAUGCGCGGAUUGGAGAAGCCAAGAACAAAAGAGAUGCAGUGAUCAGGGAGGCCAAUGCUAUACAGGAGAAGGUAUCUGCUCAGUACAUGAAUGAGAUCGAGAUGGCUAAGGCUCAGAGAGACUACGAGCUAAAGAAGGCGGUCUACGACAUUGAGGUCUUCACCAAAAAUGCGGAGUCUGAAAUGGCCUAUCAGCUCCAGGUGGCGAAGACAAAGCAGCAGAUCGAGGAGGAGAAGAUGCAGGUGAUGGUGGUGGAGCGCUCGCAGCAAAUCAUGCUGCAAGAACAGGAGAUCACACGCAAGGAGAAAGAGCUGGAGGCCAAAGUCAAGAAACCAGCCGAGGCCGAACGAUACCGACUGGAGAAACUGGCGGAAGCCGAACGUCUUCAGCUAAUCAUGGAGGCAGAAGCUGAGGCCGAAUCUAUCAAAAUGAGAGGAGAGGCCGAAGCAUACGCUGUGGAGGCUAGAGGUCGUGCCGAGGCCGAGCAGAUGGCGAAGAAGGCCGAGGCCUUCCAGAACUACAAGGAAGGAGCGAUGGUGGACAUGCUGCUGGAGAAACUGCCGCUGAUGGCAGAGGAGAUCAGUAAGCCCCUGUCAGCUACCAAUAAGGUCACCAUGGUUUCCAGUGGAGGUUCAGAGAUCGGUGCAGCCAAGCUGACAGGUGAAGUGCUUGACAUCAUGACCAGACUGCCCGAAACCAUUGAGAAACUAACUGGGGUCAGCAUUUCCCAGGUGGCCCGAACUGGUUGAAGAAAUUCUCCAACAUUUUCUCUCCACUAUCUGUGACAAUUCAUUUCUUCUCCUUUUAUCUUCCACACUGCAUCUCUUUUGUUUUCCCUUUCCCAUCUUUCUCUCUCGACGUACACUUCCUGUCUGUCUUGCCUUGCUGACAAAACCCAAAGUGCAUUUUAAUCUAAAACUCCAGGGAAGAAUGCUGUUCUUUAUAUUUUUAAUGCAAUCAUAAGAAGACAGUGAAGUCCAAGGAUCUGUCGAAUGCCAUUACACACCGACACUUUUGACAUUUUGAAAUGUUACACCUUUAGUUUUUCUUGUAGAGUACUUUUUAAUGCUGGUAGUGCACUAUGAGCAUUUCGUUAUAUUUGCAUUAGUUACUUUCCAUUAGUAACCUUUUGGAAGCCAAAGUAACAUGAAGGGAAACACAUUUAUAAGGACUGAUGCUGACGUGUCAUUUGUUUCUGUGGGUUGAAUAGGAUAUACAUUCACUUUACCUCAAAAGUGUAUUUUCACUAUAUUAGUUGGACAUAAUCGUGUAGGAAUUAUAGUAAUUAUCUGCUUCAAAUGGUAUACUGUGCUCUGAAAUCUGAAGAUACUGCCAAUAAUGUCAGAUCUUCAUUAUCUGUGUUUGUGUUUACUCAAGUGAACAGUCUCAGAUGUCUUUAUGUGUUAUGCAGAAUUAUAGGUCGGUAAUUAUUCUAUUAGUAACUUAUUUAUUUCUCAAAUAUCAUUUGAAGGGUUUUUUUGUAUAGUUUGAAGUGUUUUCAUGCAUGACUGAAGGGUGCGAUUAUAUUUAUACAUCUGUACUGUUUUGUCCUAAAGCAGAUGUUGAAAAUGAUCAUGACCAUGUCUAGGACUUGACAUUACAGGAAAACGUAUUUGUUACAUCUUUAGACAGUUCUGUUCAUUAAAUGAGACAGAAGCUGAAUGCUUGUCAACGUAAUUUCAAAGUUGAGUCAUAAAAACGGGGGAUUUUAAAGGGGUCAUCGGAUGCCCAUUUUCCACAAGUUGA
This is a messenger RNA of Sinocyclocheilus anshuiensis, 2459 nucleotides long. RefSeq names its product flotillin 1a (gene flot1a). Bases 191 to 1462 code for a protein of 423 amino acids. NCBI's taxonomy places the organism in Eukaryota, Metazoa, Chordata, Actinopteri, Cypriniformes, Cyprinidae. The record is from RefSeq and is a predicted model, not a curated record. Gene Ontology annotation, molecular function: protease binding. Gene Ontology annotation, biological process: positive regulation of cell-cell adhesion mediated by cadherin; positive regulation of endocytosis; protein kinase C signaling. Gene Ontology annotation, cellular component: flotillin complex; plasma membrane; cytoplasmic vesicle. The transcript has 13 exons.